This is a messenger RNA of Patiria miniata (bat star), 3580 nucleotides long. RefSeq names its product TWiK family of potassium channels protein 18-like. The annotation marks the transcript as partial. Gene Ontology annotation, biological process: potassium ion transmembrane transport; stabilization of membrane potential. The record is from RefSeq and is a predicted model, not a curated record. Gene Ontology annotation, molecular function: potassium ion leak channel activity. The transcript has 2 exons. Lineage: Eukaryota; Metazoa; Echinodermata; Asteroidea; Valvatida; Asterinidae. Gene Ontology annotation, cellular component: membrane.
CGUGGCCAGUAUGCAGACUCCGGAGCCAGAGCCAAGUCGCGAAGGUUUUUCGCCCGUGGCCUCCGCAUCUCUUGGCCCCACUUAGUAUUGCUUGCGGCCUACCUCUUCUACCUGGGCAUCGGAGGUUGGAUCUUCCUGGCUAUAGAAGGAGGCAGCCAGCCGGACUUCUCUCGGGAGGUGGACCGAUACGAGGUGCUUAAGGCGCAGAUCGACGGGGCCGUCCGUAACCUGACGAAGGGCCAACGGGUGACGGUGGCAAACCUGACCGACAUCUGGGAGGAGUAUACGGCGCUGGUUGAGGACCCGUACCUUGACGACCUCACCCACUUGAGCCGGGUCGACUGGACUUAUACUGGUAGUGUACUGUUCUGUGCAACGAGUAUUGCAACAAUUGGCUACGGUGAUGCCGUACCGGUGACUGCUUGGGGUCGUGUUGUCAUCGUCAUCUACUCCCUGAUUGGGAUACCUCUCACCCUGACCUUCCUGGCUGACAUCGGAGGCAUCCUGGCUCGCUUAGUCGUCCUACUAGCAGGUAAAUGCCAGUGUAGCAGGCAGGACCGGAGGUCACCGCGACCCGUCAACCAAUCGCAGGACUUGGGCAAUGCCAUGAGGGAGCCCCUCCAUCACCAGAAUGGACUUUCUACUCGGUCGACGGACGCUCGAGCUUCCAGUGCCUACGAUCAUGUUGAGGAGAGGGGUGACAUCAUGGAGAUGCGAUUUUCCCUAGGCGUCUUCAAGGACUCGGCUGACCCGGUCAGGGGCAGCCAGCCCAACUCCAGGCGGAGCUCUAUGGACGUGGAGGCAGCGCAGCAGGCGGAGCUGGACCAACUGGCGAAGAGUAGCAAGAUCAACACCUUGUCGGGGAAUACGAACCUGGCAUUCGCUCCAGACGGCGAAACCCGUGAGGAGGAAAAGAAGACUCCGAGCAGUCCGAGGACUAGUCCGGACAGCAUCGCUGUGAAAGGAACAGACAAUAGGGAAGACACAGGCUCGGAGCAACGCCACGUGCCGGUUGUCCUUGUAGUGGCCAUCUUGCUCAUGUACACCUUCAUAGGUGCUCUUAUGAUCGCCUACGUCGAAGGCUGGUACUACGGCGAGGCGCUGUACUUCACUUUCAUAACUUUAACAACCAUAGGUUUCGGUGACUUUGUGCCUGUCAAACAUUACAUGGACAUCCCCUCUUUCUUUGGUUGCCUGGUGUACACCAUUGUAGGUUUGUCUGUCAUGUCCAUGUGCAUUGCUCUCGUGCAGGCCAAAGUUGUCGGGUUGAUGUCUAGGGUAGCCGGUAAAAUUGGUUUUUGAAACCGCAAACCAUUUGGUUAUCUUGUUUUCAAUUUCUGCAACUCACUUAGUCACUUAAAACUUUGUUUUGUGGCACUGUAAUAAUCACAUGAGACGAUCUGUUCAUAUUAUCUGCUGGCUUGAUAUUUUGCAUAAAGGUCUACCAAACCUUGCCAAAACUUGCCUUGAGAGGAUUGUUGCUGAGUAGGAAUGGACGUAAUAAUGCACAAUAAUAAGGGCAUGAAUGUGUGCUUGGCCGGUUUUAAACAUUGUUUUUAAGUUGGACUCUGGAUGCUGAAUAUUACCUGAGCCAAAACCCUUAUUGGGUGAUCGGGCACAAUCCUAUCACUAUUCUGAAAUCGUUUGUAAAUCUUCUUUUUUCCUUCCUUUUCGAACAAUAAUUCUCUGCAACUUUUCUUCUAAACGAUGUAUGGCAUAAACUUAAAGCUUCGAACAUACACGUAUAUCAACGCUGAUAUCAAGAUGUGCAUAUUACCCUGACGUUAUUAUGACGUCAUUAGGUGUCAAAUUACAAGCGAUUUUAGUUUUUAAAAGUUACCAUGUUUGUUCGUUGAUAAUCAAUGAACAAAAUAACGAUGGGACCAUAAUCCUCAUCAACAUAUUUGUUGUGUACGUGAAUCGCUUGAUCUUAACUUCCGGGGUAACCGGAAGGUCCAAGAUGAAUUCAAAAUGCCAACGGAAGCCUCAAAAUCAAAACAAACCCAAUUUCUUCGAAAUGUGUCAGGGGAUGAAGAUAAAACCAGGUGUGAACUUCAACCCGUGUCUGAAGAUGUGAAACAUUAUGUCACGUCAUCAUCGAGUAUCAAAUUACAAGCGAUUUAAGGUCACAAUUUGAAAAAUGACUUUAAGUAAUAACUGUCAAAUGAAUGAACCCCUCUUAUUGUUUGUAAUGUGGUAGGCAUUGCCUCAGGCAAUACCGGUAUUUUAGAUUCCCGGGCACAGAGCCAUUUGACCAUUACUUCCGGUGUUACCUGAAGUGCAGUGAGAAUUGAAUAUAACUCGAAACGGAAGCCUUUUACUAUGCAAAAUAAUGAUCAGUGAGAAAUGCCAAACACAAAAAUUGGCAUUAUGACGUCAUCUCCCGAGUCUUGUAAAAUACAGUUGAACCUCUAUGAAUUUCACAGAGACAGGCCGAGUCCCUAUCCAAGUUCAAAAGUUCUCUUAUUACUUGAACCGUAACACUUUUGUCCCUCUUAUCUCUCUGUUAUCGAAUUAUUGUUUUUCAAUUUUAAUUUCAGUCAGUUUUGUUGGUUUUAUUUGUUUAUAUUUUUAUUCUUACAUAUCCCUUUAAUUACACAUUUUUAUGCAUGAUUUUCAAUUACUUCUCUUUUAGUGUCAUUUUAGUUUAGUUUGUUUGAUUAUUGUUAACAAUUUUAAUUUCAGUCAGUUUUGUUGGUUUUAUUUGUUUAUAUUUUUAUUCUUACAUAUCCUUUUAAUUUAUGCAUGAUUUUCAAUUACUUCUCCUUUAGUGUCAUUUUAGUUUAGUUUGUUUGAUUAUUGUCUUUAACUGUUUCAGUCCUUAUUCAUUCAUUUAAAAAUCAUCCUUUGUCCUGUUUUUGAUAUUUUCCAUGCAUACCUGAUCGUGAUGGCUAUAUCUCUACUUAUGUUAUGGCAUAGUUUUCGGUUGUUUUUGUAUCUUGCUUGUUUAUUUUAUCUUAUCUUAUUUUAAAUUUUUUUUGUUGGACGUGUUCUUAAUAUUCAUCCCUUCAUUAGGAAAUUGGGUUUUUUCUUAAUUUAUGUAUUUUAAUGUAUUAUGUGGUUGCUAUUUUUUAAAUAUUCAUAUUUCUUUUCUUGCUUUUAUCUCUUAACUUCAUUGUGCUUGUUUGGGUGUUUGUUUGUUAAUUUUGUUUGUUUUUUAUUAUUAUUUUUAUUUAUUCAUGUUAAAUUAUAACAAUUUUCUUUUCUUUGUGCUGAUAGAUUUGGUCCUGUUACUUACGUAAAUUUUAGAUUUUUAUAUAUUUAUAUAUUUUUAAAAACUCUUUUAAUAUUGUCAUUUUAUUAAUUAAAAAUUUUGGUUUUGUUUCAUGUUUUUAUUGGUGUCAUUUAAUAACUUAUUUUAAUGUAAUCAGGGCCCUUAAGAAUAGCAGUUCAAAUAACUGAAAAGGCUACCCUGUUGAAAUACAACUAUAUUAUAAAUCAUUCUUGUAUUUGCACAUUUCAACAGAUGAUGUCAUCAAACCGGAAAUAGCGUGUAUGUGCAAAUCAAAUUUAUACUGAAAUUGAUCAAAUGCAAAAGGACGCAUAUAUUUUUAAUUAAAACAAAUGGUUCCACUGGAAA